AACGCCUUAGCGACACGUUAUACGACACUUUGGACGAUUAACACGAUUCUGCAUGAGUUCGUGACAACGUUUGAAGCUUGCGAACUAGAAAGAUCAAACUUUAAACAGUUUUUCGGGCUCGGAGUGGACAAACCGGCCAUCUUUGCUAAUGUAGCUUAGCUUUCUCUGCUCUCCUGGAGUGAAAAAAACAAACUUUCCUGGACUUCCAUAAAAAAAGACUAAACCUUCCUCCAGCACUUCAAGCAAAGCUCAAGCUUCAUUCAUUCAUCCAGCCAGGACAUGUAUUAACACAGCCGGUCUGCAGUCAGACCCAGAAAUUCCCCAGGGUUGUAUUUGUUUUUUUAAUUUAUUUUUUGGUUUAUCAUUUCACGUCAUCAUGUCAUCGUUUUCUGAGUCAGCGUUGGAGAAGAAGCUGUCAGAACUGAGUAGCUCGCAGCAGAGCGUUCAGACGUUGUCGCUGUGGAUCAUACACCACCGCAAGCAUUCGGGAACCAUCGUCCGUGUGUGGCAUAAAGAGCUGAAGAAAGGUAAGGCCAAAACUAGCCGGAAGUUGACCUUCCUUUACCUCGCCAACGAUGUUAUUCAGAACAGCAAAAAGAAAGGACCAGAGUUCACGCGGGAUUUUGAAGGUGUCCUCGUUGAUGCCUGCUCUCAUGUAGCGAGAGAAUCAGAUGAUGGCUGCAAGAAGCACAUUGAGAGGUUGUUGAACAUCUGGCAGGAACGCAGUCUCUACCGCUCUGAUUUCAUUCAGCAGCUCAAACUGUCCAUAGAGGACUCCAACAGCCCCAGGGUGAAAGCAGCAGCAGAUGACGGCUUGAAGAAGGGCUUGAAAAGAACGCUCCAGAAGGUUCAGGAAGAGGAAGAGGAAGAUGACGACGAUGAUUACAGGGCCCAGUAUUCUCCUCAUGAGACAGACGCCAUCGGCCCACAGCUGACGGAGGAGCUGAUUAAAGCUCUUCAGGACCUGGAGAACGCUGCGUCCGGAGACGCCACCGUGCGCCAGAAGAUCGCCUCUCUGCCUCAAGAAGUGCAGGACGUCUCUCUGCUGGAGAAGAUCACAGAUAAGGAAGCAGCAGAUAAGCUGUCCAAGACGGUGGAUGAAGCGUGUCUUCUGCUGGCGGAGUAUAACGGGAGACUCGCGGCUGAGCUGGAGGACCGCAGGCAGCUGGCUCGCAUACUGACGGAGUACAUCAACAGCCAGAAGGAGGCACUGAGCGAACGGGAGAAAAAACUCGAGGAGUACAAGCAGAAGCUGGCGCGAGUCACUCAGGUGCGCAAAGAGCUGAAGUCUCACAUCCAGAGCCUGCCAGACCUCUCGCUCCUGCCCAACGUCACCGGAGGACUGGCGCCUCUUCCCUCGGCUGGAGAUCUCUUCUCCACUGACUGACCGGUUCUCCUUUCGUCAUCCCUCCAUCCUCAGUCUGGACUCUGAUUCCACCGCCACCAGCCGGUCAGCUGAUAUCAGGCCAAACCCUCACACUCUGGCCUUGUGUUCAGGUUUUAGAAGGAAAAAAAAAUCAUCAAACAGCGAACGUGACCGUGACUCUGCCGUCUCAUCAUUAUUAGUGGAUUUUUUUUGUUUUUUUGGAGGUUUUACUGCUUUAUUUGCUUAUUAAUAAUCAAACAAGGAGUCUGUGUGACCUGCUUUUUUUCUUUAUCUGCUCAGUUAUAAAGACUAGGUAGCUGAAAUAAAGGAAAUACACAGCUAA
This is a messenger RNA of Tachysurus fulvidraco (yellow catfish), 1709 nucleotides long. It is a transcript of the gene rprd1b, whose product is annotated as regulation of nuclear pre-mRNA domain containing 1B. Gene Ontology annotation, molecular function: RNA polymerase II complex binding. The record is from RefSeq and is a predicted model, not a curated record. Lineage: Eukaryota; Metazoa; Chordata; Actinopteri; Siluriformes; Bagridae. The coding region runs from base 377 to 1387 and encodes 336 amino acids. Gene Ontology annotation, cellular component: RNA polymerase II, holoenzyme. Gene Ontology annotation, biological process: mRNA 3'-end processing. The transcript is spliced from 8 exons.